AUGGGAGGCGGAGACCUCAAUCUGAAAAAGUCAUGGCAUCCCGUUCUGAUGAGCAACCAGCGGCGGGUAUGGGAGGAAGAAAAGAAGGCGCUCGACGAGCGCAAACGUAUAGAGCAGAUGAUGAAGGAGCGUCAAGAGGAACGGAAUAUCCAGGAAAUUCAAGAUAUGCAAGAGGCAGCAGGCGGUACCAAGAGAGCCCAGCGCGUGGAGUGGAUGUACUCUGGGCCCUCGGCUGGCCAAACCGGAACCACCGAAGAGAUGGAGGGGUAUUUGUUAGGGAAGAGGAGGGUAGAUGGGCUGAUCAAGGGUACGGAGAACAAAAAGCUGGAGAAGGCGUCUACGGAGGAUUCAUUCAUGGCUUUGCAGAACGCAAAUACUGUCAGGGAUACGGCUGCUAAGAUACGGGAGGACCCUAUGCUGGCGAUCAAGCAGAGGGAGCAAGCUGCGUACGAGGCGUUGAUGAACGAUCCUGUGAGCCGAAGACGUCUGCUCAAAGAGGCCGGGCAUGAUGUCAAGCCCAAAGAAAAGGAGAGACGACGCAAGCACAGACACCACCAUCGCAACGACAGAGAUGAUGCCCGUUACCUCAGCCCUAAACGUAGGCGGACAGGUGAGGAAGACAGGCGCAGUCGGAAGAGCCGAAGCUCUCGAUCGCCGCCUCGCCAGCAAACCAACGGCCACCACCUCAAUCACAGCAACAGCUUUCCCUCCAAUCGCCCUCCGCCUCGUCACAAUACUUAUUCCCCAGAAGCACAACCCAAAGAGAAACCCAGAGAUCAGGCUGUGGACAAGUCUGCAAGAUUAGCCGCAAUGCAGGCUGACGCCAACGAUCUGGAUGCUGUACGCUCCAACCGACUUGCCGCCAUUGAGGAACGCGAACGCGUAGAGCGAGAAGCGGAACAGAAAGCGAGGGAUCAAUCGGGAAAAUAUGGUGGAAGAGGAGACUUCGUCAAUGGGUUGAAUCGCAGGGCUGGAGAGAUGGAUGUUGCUGAGAGAAUUCAGAGAAACAGGGGUGGCCUGGAGAGGGGUCUUGACAGAGAAUGA
Letharia lupina is the source of this 1044-nucleotide messenger RNA. RefSeq lists its product as uncharacterized. The transcript is spliced from 2 exons. Lineage: Eukaryota; Fungi; Ascomycota; Lecanoromycetes; Lecanorales; Parmeliaceae. The record is from RefSeq and is a predicted model, not a curated record. Bases 1 to 1044 code for a protein of 347 amino acids. Gene Ontology annotation, biological process: mRNA splicing, via spliceosome. Gene Ontology annotation, cellular component: U2-type spliceosomal complex.